CCCAAAUCUUCAGUUUCAUUCAGAUUUACAUCUCUCUCUAUCUAAAAAAAAAUUUGAUUUUUGGUUCAAAUUUAGAAAUGAUGUACGGACAGAGUAAUAGCUCUGAAUCGGAUUUUGUUCUUCUCGAAUCCAUACGCCGCCAUUUGUUGGUAGAUUCUGACUCUCUCCGAUGUGGGAAUUUCGCCGUCGCUGGAGCCACCGCCCCUGUUUUCUGCCGGACCUCCAGUUUCGGAAGCUUGUACCCUUGUUUGACUGAAAAAUGGGGUGCUCUGCCUCUCAGAGAGGAUGAUUCCGAGGACAUGGUUCUCGCCGGAGUCCUCCACGACGCUGUUCAGUUCGGCUGGGUUCCCUCGCUUGGAUCUUCCUUGCCGGAGACUUUCAAUUUUGGUUUCUCCGAUGUCAAGCCUGAGCCUGAGAUUCUCCCGCCAGUGAACAUCUUGCCGGAAGUUAUCGAGACGAAGGUGGCGGUGGCAGUGGCAGAUCCGUUGCCGGCGGUUGUUCCUGGGAAGGGGAAGCAUUACCGGGGAGUCAGGCAGCGGCCGUGGGGGAAGUUUGCGGCGGAGAUUCGUGAUCCGGCGAAAAAUGGGGCUCGGGUUUGGCUUGGGACAUUUGAGACAGCGGAGGAUGCAGCGUUGGCUUAUGACCGAGCCGCUUAUCGGAUGCGCGGCUCUAAAGCUCUUCUUAAUUUCCCGCUUCGAGUUAAUUCUGGUGAACCCGACCCGGUUCGAGUGACGUCGAAGCGGUCGUCGUCCCGGUCGUCACCGGAGCCCACUUCUUCGUGUACGUCGGUGGAGAGUGGGUCCCCUAAGAGGCGGAAGAAGACAGACGGCACGACAAUGCCAACGGCUCAAGCUGCGCCGGAGUCGAUACAAUUAGGGGAGGGGACCAAUGCAAUACAAGUGGAAACUGACGUGGCAAAGUACACAUGUGGCGAGCAAUGAUUGGAUGAGUAAUGAUAAUAGUGAGAAAGGAGCAUUAUUGUAAUUAUAUUUUUUGAGACCAUAUUUUAGGUAUAUGAUUGGUAGAUUUUCUUUGGGA
Molecule: messenger RNA, 1038 nt
Organism: Cucurbita maxima (winter squash)
Lineage: Eukaryota; Viridiplantae; Streptophyta; Magnoliopsida; Cucurbitales; Cucurbitaceae
Product: ethylene-responsive transcription factor 2-like
Exons: 1
Coding region: 78-941 (287 amino acids)
Biological process (GO): regulation of DNA-templated transcription; ethylene-activated signaling pathway
Molecular function (GO): DNA binding; DNA-binding transcription factor activity
Source: RefSeq, a predicted model, not a curated record